Molecule: messenger RNA, 903 nt
Organism: Danio rerio (zebrafish)
Lineage: Eukaryota; Metazoa; Chordata; Actinopteri; Cypriniformes; Danionidae
Source: RefSeq, a predicted model, not a curated record
AUGCUGACGCUCUUCAUCCUCCUCAUCAUCACUCUAUCAUGUGUCAGUGGAGUGACUGUAGUGACUCAGAGUCCAGUAAUCACAGUCAGUAAAGGACAAACUGCUCAACUGGACUGUAAUCUGGGGACUGUGACAAGUUCUGAAGCUAGAUGGUACAAACAGACUCCAGCAGGAGUUCCUCAGUAUGUGUUAAGAUUUUAUCAUACCAUGAGAUCACCUGACUAUGGAUCUGGUUUCUCUGCUCCUAAAUUCACAUCAACACAUUCAUCUAAAUCAGAUUAUAGUCUGAUCAUCAGUAAUGUGGCUGUGAGUGAUUCUGCAGUGUAUUGCUGUAAGACAUGGGACCACUCUGCUAAUGAAUAUAAAUGAAUUACUGUGGUCUUCGGCCAAGGAACAAAACUGAACGUCAUCGACUUUCCUCUGACUCCUCCUGUGGUGACUCUCUUGCCUCCGUCCGCUGAGGCUCUGAAGGACAGUAAGGCUACACUGGUGUGUCUGGCUGAGGAGAUUUCUGUGGCUCUGCUUGACGUCAGCUGGACAGUCAAUGGACGCUCCGUCACUGAUGGCGUUUGGAGCAGCUCUACUGAGAAACAGCAAGACCAAACCUUCAAAAUGAGCAGCUUACUGACCAUCCAAACCUCCGACUGGACCAGCGAUGCGCAAUUCUCCUGUCGAGUGUCGCUGGGCUCAAAAAUGACGGAGAAAAGCAUCUCCAGUUCACAGUGUAACUGAAAUAUAAUGUCUGUGGAUGAAUGUAAACCUCGUGUUUUACUUUAUUUCUCUUCUUAUAUGAUUUGAUCUGUGUGACUUUAGCUUGAUGUUUAAUGUGACUGUUCUUCAUUUGGUGGUUUCGGUUCUGUCAUUAAAACUCUUUUGCAUGGCAGUAGUUUGCAUGUUCUUUCA